Molecule: messenger RNA, 382 nt
Organism: Tuber melanosporum (Perigord truffle)
Lineage: Eukaryota; Fungi; Ascomycota; Pezizomycetes; Pezizales; Tuberaceae
Product: 60S ribosomal protein L29
Exons: 4
Coding region: 53-250 (65 amino acids)
Biological process (GO): cytoplasmic translation
Cellular component (GO): ribosome; cytosolic large ribosomal subunit
Molecular function (GO): structural constituent of ribosome
Source: RefSeq, a predicted model, not a curated record
CAAGCAAAAGCAUCAUCACCAACAACACAUCUGCUAUCAUCCGCCUCACGUAAUGGCCAAGUCUAAGAACUCGUCUCAGCAUAACAACAGCGCGAAAGCGCACAGGAAUGGUAUCAAGAAACCAAAGACCUAUAGAUAUCCUUCCUUGAAGGGAACCGAUCCUAAAUUCCGAAGGAACCACAGACAUGCUCUUCACGGAACUAUGAACGCCUUGAAAGAGCUCAAGGAGGGAAAACGCGAGACCGCCUAAACACAUCUUACGGUCCGACUCUCUUUCAGGUUUUUUUUUUUUCGGGCGGAGUUUAGUAAUUGACUUGGCUGGGGUAUGGCAUGACGGAUUAAUGGUGGACGCGACCUUAGAAUGUCAAACAUUUCCCGCGCA